Messenger RNA from Salvelinus fontinalis (brook trout), 6434 nucleotides. RefSeq names its product synaptic vesicle glycoprotein 2C-like. Gene Ontology annotation, cellular component: membrane. Gene Ontology annotation, molecular function: transmembrane transporter activity. The coding region runs from base 294 to 2507 and encodes 737 amino acids. NCBI's taxonomy places the organism in Eukaryota, Metazoa, Chordata, Actinopteri, Salmoniformes, Salmonidae. The record is from RefSeq and is a predicted model, not a curated record. The transcript is spliced from 13 exons. Gene Ontology annotation, biological process: transmembrane transport; chemical synaptic transmission.
AGCAAAUUUACAUUCACAAGACACAAGCAACUCGCCUGGUGCAAUGGCUAACAACCAGCGAAAUCCACUUUUCCUCUCUCUUUAAACAACGCUUCCACAGCUUGAUCAAUGAACACCACAGCCAGUGAGGGUAACUUUCUGUGGUGACUGCAGACUUCAGGGUUUUCCCUGUUGAAUCUCCAGACCCACCACUCUGAUUUGCUCCCAAACCUCUCUGCCGGAUUCCAUCCAUCUCCCUCCGCCCUCUUCCUACCCCCCUGUACUCCCACCCCUGAACGUCCAUCAGAGCUAAAAUGGACGACAGCAACGAAAACAGGACUUCCUUAGUGAAGGGGGCCAAGGACAUCGCCAAGGAGGCCAAGCGGCACGCUGUGAAAAAGGUCAACAAGGUCGUGGACAGCACCACAGACGAGUACUCCCAGCGCAAAUACAGCCGUUUCGAGGACGAGGUGGACGAGGGGGACGACUUUUACCGUAACCCUCCCAGGCAGGACGGAGGCUACAAUGACAACGACCAGGCCAGUGAUGCCAGCGACGCCACAGAGGGCCAUGAUGACGAAGAUGAGAUCUACGAAGGGGAGUACCAGGGAAUCCCAGCGGCCGGAGACAGGCGGGCCAGGGAGGGGCAGGUGGCUCUGGGGCAGCCCGUCACAGACAGCCUGAAAGACCGUAAGGAGCUGGAGCAGGAGAGGCAGGCGGACGAGGAGGAACUCGCCCAGCAGUAUGAGCUGAUCAUCCAGGAGUGUGGCCACGGCAGGUUCCAGUGGCAGCUGUUCCUGGUGCUGGGCCUGGCCCUCAUGUCGGAUGGGGUGGAGGUGUUCGUGGUGGGGUUUGUUCUACCCAGCGCCGAGACGGACAUGUGUGCUCUGGGUGGCUCCAACUCCAGAUCUGGAUGGCUAGGCAGUAUUGUGUACCUGGGGAUGAUGGUGGGGGCGUUCUUCUGGGGGGGCAUGUCGGACAAGGUGGGCCGCAGACAGUGUCUGCUCAUCUGCAUGUGUGUGAACGGCUUCUUCGCCUUCCUGUCCUCCUUCGUUCAGGGUUACGGCAUCUUCCUGUUCUGCCGCAUGAUCGCAGGCUUUGGAACAGGGGGGGUUGUACCCAUCGUCUUCUCCUUAUUUGCGGAGGUGCUGUCCAGAGAGAAGAGAGGGGAGCACCUGAGCUGGCUCUGCAUGUUCUGGAUGAUUGGCGAGAUCUAUGCUUCAGCCAUGGCCUGGGCCAUUAUACCACACUACGGCUGGAGUUUCAGUAUGGGUUCUGCCUACCAGUUCCACAGUUGGAGAGUGUUUGUGGUCGUCUGCGCCCUGCCCUGCGUUUGUGCUGUCGUGGCUCUCACUUUCAUGCCCGAGAGCCCCAGGUUUUACCUGGAGGUGGGGAAGCACGACGAGGCUUGGAUGAUCCUCAAGCAGAUCCAUGACACCAACAUGCGAGCGCGUGGGCAGCCGGAGAAAGUCUUCACUGUGAACAGAAUCAAGAUCCCCAAGCAUUUGGAUGAGCUGGUGGAGAUGAAAUCAGAGUCGGGGAACCCAGUCUCCAAGGCCCUCUUCAGGUCCAAGACAGAGCUAUGUGGGAUCUGGGUUAACUUUAUGAAGUGUUUCGACUACCCUCUGAAAGAAAGCACUAUCAAGCUAGCUAUUGUUUGGUUUACGCUGUCAUUUGGGUACUACGGCCUGUCUGUGUGGUUCCCUGACGUCAUCAAGCACCUCCAGGCAGAUGACUACGCCUCCAAGGUGAAGAUCCACAGCAACGAACGCAUCGAGGACUUCACCUUCAAUUUCACCAUGGAGAACCAGAUCCACACCAAUGGUGUCUUCAUCAACGACAGAUUUGUUAAUAUGAAGUUGAAGUCCAUCACCUUUAUUGACUCAACCUUCCGUAACUGCUACUUUGACGACGUGACGUCGGUGGGAUCCUACUUCCGGAACUGUACCUUCAUCGAGGCGUUCUUCUACAACACUGACAUCGAUGACUCCAAACUGAUAGAUGGCACAGAGGUGAUCAACAGCACGUUUCACCACAACAAGACGGGCUGUCAGAUGACAUUUGACGACGACUACAGCGCCUACUGGGUCUACUUCAUCAAUUUCCUUGGAACUCUGGCUGUUCUGCCCGGCAACAUCGUCUCGGCACUGCUCAUGGAUAAAAUCGGACGCCUUUCCAUGUUAGGUGGCUCCAUGGUUCUGUCAGGGAUCAGUUGUUUCUUCCUGUGGUUCGGCACCAGUGAGUCGAUGAUGAUCUUCAUGCUGUGCCUUUACAACGGCCUGAGCAUAUCAGCCUGGAACUCACUGGACGUGGUCACCACAGAGUCCUUCCCUACAGAUAGAAGAGGGACAGGUUUUGGGUUCUGUAACGCCUUGUGUAAGCUGGCUGCAGUGUUGGGAAACCUGAUCUUUGGUUCUCUGGUUGGCAUCACCAAGUCCAUCCCCAUCCUCCUGGCCUCAUCUGUGCUGGUGUGUGGAGGCCUGGUGGGGCUCCGGCUGCCUGAUACCAGGGCCAACGUACUCAUGUAGCCCCAGGAAGGACCACCUGGCCUGUGGAAGACUUGGGCCAAACCUGGUGCAAAGGGUUUGCUUCAAACAUGUCCUAUGGAUGUUUGAGAUUUGAUUUGCUUAUUGCCACUUGUGGUCUCAAAGGGAGUUCAAUUGCAUAACCCCCCACCCCCACCCCAUAUCGCUAUGAAACAGUAUAUCUACUUUCACUUUAUCAAUUUAUGUAUGUACAAGACACAACCCAAGCUCCAGACCAUCUGCACAAUUCCCUGGUGUCAAAGGGAAACUCCUAUUUAUUGUUGAAUGUAAUAUUUGGGGAUAUCACAACGCCCCUUCCAGGAUGGAAUGAUGUCACUCAAUAUUUUCAUGUUAUUUCAUCAUGAUAUAAUCAUAAUAGUUAGUGGGGUAGAUAUUUUAGUGAAGCUUGUGGUGAGCAUUGUUCAGGGGAAUUGAUGGUCAGUUGUUCAUGACUGAUUGAUGGCCGGGCCAUUGCCUGUGGAUUAGGUCCAUCCAUCCCCGUAUAGUACUGGCUGUGAAGGGAACUACUGUAUGUGGGUCCUGUAGUUGGCUGAAGUAGACUCUAGAUCAGUGUCAUUGGCUGUUUGCUAUGAGCUGGCUUGUGAAGUCAGGACUGAGUUAGUGCUAUGUGAGUUGUAUAGAUGUCAGUAGCGCCUGUUGCGUUGUAUCUUAUGAGCAGUAGCUUCCAGGCAUGUUUGUCUGGAGUCAUUGCAGGGGCAUGGUUAGUGCUGUACAUAUGAAUGUGUUCUUAUUAGGCCAGGACAGAUGGAGGAGAGAGGGGAAAACAAGCUGUUCUGAGCACAGCCACCCUGCAGUGGGAGAGAUGGGGGAAUAGAUGAUCAGAAAGACUGGAGACCACACAGCUGCAACACAGCUGGCCUAGACAGACAGACAGACAGACAGACAGACAGACAGACAGACAGACAGACAGACAGACAUGCAGGCAGGCAGACAGGCAGGCAGGCAGACAGACAGACAGACAGACAGACAGACAGACAGGCAGGCAGGCAGGCAGGCAGGCAGGCAGGCAGGCAGGCAGGCAGGCAGACAGACAGACAGACAGACAGACAGACAGACAGACAGAACCGGAGAGAGAACAAGGGUAUUUCUGGGCCACCGAGUGUAGAUGGAUCUUUGUCAGGCUUGAUGUGUUCUCACAUAAUGUUUCACUUGUAAUGUCUGCUGGAUAUAUGCACAUACCCUGAACUGUCAACCAUGAAGAGUCAUGGUGAUGGACAGGUUUUAACCCACAGUAGCUGGUUUGAAGCUUCUCCCAGAAAACAUCUGAAACUAUAAUAACGAGCUUGUUGUCAGUUGUGGCUAUUUAUUUAUUAGUUUACACUGACAGAUGCAUAAAGAUGGGUUUUCAUUACAGUGUUCUGCCCCACUCUACCACAGUCAUAUAUAAACACUCAAUAUCAAAGCCCUUUGCACCAGCUCUCUAGGCCAUAUUGAAUAACUUGAUUUGUUGUUAUUUGAAGUGUACAUACUAAAUGUAUCAAUAUGUUAAUAUUUAUGGUUUUUUGGGGGUAUAUAUCUGCAGCAGUUCUAAAGAAUUUGUUGGGGAAAAUGUAAGAAUCCAUUUUUUUUGUAUCAACUCUUGUUCUCCACUUCCCCUAUUUGUUGUAUUCUAUGCAGGCUUCCUUGUUGGGAUUUAUUUAUGUUCAGCCUUUGAUUUGGCGUUUCUCUUCGCCACUGACUUUGUAAUGACAUGUCAGGCUGCUUCCUUUUCAAGAUACUGAAUGGCCUUUUUUUAAAUGUGCCUCUUCACCGGAGCGUUCUCCUCAUAGACAACAGAACAGGAGACUAAAGGGUACAGGAGGUAAACAGGAAGUGAACUCUGUCUGUGUGUGUGUGUGAUGUCCCUUCUCACUAUGGUCAACAUUUUCAAGUACUGUACAUCAUCACAUUGGUGUGACAGUGACGUGUAAAAGGUACAACAUCCAUAUCAGUUUCAAAAAAGAUGCCCUCCCUUCAGAUGAAUUUGGAAGAUAAUAUUAUUUUUAAACUGGAUUGGAAAAUAUCAAAUGUUAUUUAGAGCAAUAAGAUAUUUAGUAACUGCUUGCAUAAGAGUGACCCCACAGACGUAAUUUAAGUGAAAUGACGUGAAAACAACGUUGAUUCAACCAGUGUGUGCCCAGUGGGAAUGCAAUUGCGUGGAUAUUUUAAGCAAUAUUUAAACAGUUUUACAACAUUGAGGAAACUAUUCCAGUGCUUGUUAUAAAAAAAAAACACCUGUGACCAUUUGGAAGACAUUUUAGAAUCAGUAACAAAACAGUAUUUUUCAAAAGGCUUUUUGCCAAAUGUCUGCACACAUAGUUCAAUACACAGCACAUGUAUAAAUCUUUGCACUGUAUAAUGGCUUUUCAUUAGUGCUGUACACUGCAUAACGUUUCAGUCUCUAAAUUCUCACCCAAAGUUGACAAAUGCAUCUGAUGUUUAUAAGGCAUCCUGCAGAUAGCUGUUGGUACUGUAAGCAGUAUGAUCACCAGACCUCAGUCACAGGUCUACAUCUCUACAUGGCUCCUUAGUAUUUUCUGUGGCUUACUGCCGGUGUAGCUCUCCUGUUCCUGUGUGUGUCGUAUCUGUGAGUAUAUUGUAGUGUUAGUAGUUCACUGUAUCAAAACUGCUGUCUGCUUCCACCCUCCUUAUUUUAGCUUUACAUCAUCUUGGAUAUGGUAAAGUCUGUUUGCUGAUUGUUUGUUUCUUGGUAUGCACUACAAAUGAACAACCGCUGACUUUUUGAUGAUUUCGUUUUAAGUGAUGACAUAAUCAAUGGAACUUGAGUAUUUAUAGUAGUAGUAAUAACAUUCUGAUUGGGCUUGUGUCAAACCAAAGCUACUGACUGACUACUGUUACCAUCUCAGCAGUGUUGUGCAUACAAUAAGAUACCAGUUAUUUAUCAACAAGGAUUGCAGCUGUAUGGUGGUACUGGAUGUGUUAAACCUAGCGUCUUAACCUAAUUGUGACAGCAUUGCCUAUCUUACAAAGGAUAAAUAAGUGUCUCUCUUUUUUUGUGUGGGUGUGUGGUUUGGUUUCACUAUCAUUGUGGGGACCAGAAGUCCUCACAAGGAUAGUAAAACAAGGAAAAUGUUGACAGGUAUGGACAUUUCGCCAGUCCCCACAAGAAAAAAUGCUAUUUUAGGCUUAGAGGUUAGGUUUAGGGAUAAGAGUUAGGGUUAGGCUUAGUUUUAGGGUUAACGUUAGAGUUAGGUUAAGGGUUAGGGAAAAUAGGAUUUUGAAUGGGAAUUUUUUUGGGGUUCCCGCAAGGAUAGUAAAACAAGUGUGUGUGUGUGUGUGUGUGCGUGUGCGUGUGCGCGUGUGUGUGUGUAAGUAUUGUACAUAUCAAUGCUGUAGUUGGUGGACUUCUGAGUUAAAUCUGUAUGCUUUUUGAUUGACUGAUGCGUCUCCAGCUUUGUUCAAGCGAAAAAAUCCAUCUAUCCAUGUUCUACGUCUGUGUUUCCUUGGCUUAAAGCCACAUGUCCUCUACUACUGUGUGUACAAACUUGCAUGUGUGUAUGAAACUUCUCUUUUUUGUGCUCAACUUUGUGUUCUUAUUGUAUUCUUCUGCCAGAAGAAGAGAAAAUGUAGAUUUUUGGAAGAAAGAAAGUGAAUGUAUCACUCGUCAGUUUUUUUGGGACAUUUUUUUAAGUGAACAAUGGUGUGGGCUCAGAUGAACAAAUGUGUGGGCUCAGAUGAACAAAUGUGUGGGCUCUGAUGAACAAAGGUGUGUACAUUAUUGUGAAGGGCAUGCCAAUUGUGGGAUGACUGUAUGUACAGACGUCUAUAAACAUGAAGCUGUGUAGAGAAAUAUUUGCCAAAUGAUGCCCUGUGAAUAUUGUUUUAAUUAAAGGAGAAUGGCAGGAAUUGCAAAUAGUGCUGCUUAUGAGCAUCAAGUAUAUGAAAUAAAGAUUUAUGUUCUCUAGCAAA